AUGUCGGCCCCCUUUAUCUCGGCGCUCGCGGCGCGACGAUCCAUCUACGCCCUGUCCAAGAAGGCGAUCCUGAGCGACGAGGCCGUCGUCUCGCUCGUCCAGAAGGCGGUCAAGUACAGCCCCUCGUCGUUCAACAGCAUGAGCUCGCGCGCCGUCGUGCUGCUCGGCAAAGAGCACGACCACUACUGGACCAAGAUCGUACCCGACGAGCUGAGGAAGGUCACUCCGCCCGACGCUCUUGAGAAGGGGCUGAAGAGGGUCGAGGGCUUCGCUGCGGGCUACGGCACCGUCCUCUUCUUCGAAGACGCGAGCACCGUCAAGGGGCUGCAGGAGAAGCUGCCGCUGUACGCCUCGUCGUUCCCGCAGUGGUCGGAACACGCGUCGGGCAUGGCGCAGCUCGCCACCUGGACCGCCCUCGAGCUCGAAGGGUACGGCGCCAACCUGCAGCACUACGCCAACCUCACCCAGCCCGCCGUGCGCGCCCACUGGCAGCUCGACGACAACUGGGUCCUCAAGUCCGAGCUCGUCUUUGGCCAUCCCGAGGGCGGACCUAGCCCCGACAAGCCCUUCCUCGCCGACGAAGAGAGGGUCAAGGUGUUCAAGUGA
Messenger RNA from Pseudozyma flocculosa PF-1, 606 nucleotides. RefSeq lists its product as uncharacterized. Gene Ontology annotation, biological process: cellular response to oxidative stress. The coding region runs from base 1 to 606 and encodes 201 amino acids. The record is from RefSeq and is a predicted model, not a curated record. Lineage: Eukaryota; Fungi; Basidiomycota; Ustilaginomycetes; Ustilaginales; Ustilaginaceae. The transcript is spliced from 2 exons.